CUGGGGCUGCCUGGGUGCCCUGCGGCAGCUGCAGCCCCGGGGCUGCACACAUCUGGGUGCAGAGGGCUCCGGGCCAGCAGCCCUUCCGAACCAGGAAUCGAGUGCCACGUCUCGGUCCCGCUCUCCUCUCCUUCUCACUGCCACCCUUCCCCGCUGGCGUGACACUGCAUGGCAUGGCCAGUGCCCGGGGCCUGAGGGCAGGGACAUGGGCAUCCUCCCUGUUUCGGAGUGGUCAUCCUGGAACUCAUCCUUUGUGGGGCCGGGCACCGGGAGCGAGCCCCUCUCCGGGCCCUGGUACAGAACACACAAGACGCAGCUCCUGGGAGUUUUACUUGCUGCUGCUUCGAAUUUUUUGAUUAGUGUCUCUUUGAAUAUACAGAAAUGUGCUCAUCUCCGACUGGCUUGCCAAACAGAGCUGAAGCCCCACUACAAGAUCAAGCUCUGGUGGUGUGGAACUGCCCUGCUGGGGCUUGGAGAAGUGGGCAAUUUCACAGCCUAUGGAUUUGCCCCCGUUGACCUUGUUGCUCCAGUGGGAUGUGUAUCUCUCAUAGGUAGUGCAUUUAUUUCUGUCUUAUUCCUAAAGAAGACCAUGAGGGCUGCUGAUAUAUUGGGAGGAACACUGACAAUAACAGGGACAUGCUUGUUGGUGACAUUUGCUCCAAGUGUACCCCAAGAGCUCACAGCAAGACAAAUACAGAAUUACUUAGUGAGUUGGCCUUUCUUGGUAUAUUCGAUCCUAGAAAUUAUAAUAUUCUGCACUCUCCUCUAUUUUUACAAAGCAAAGGCUGUGAAGCAUAUCGUGAUUUUGUUAAUGAUGGUAGCACUACUGGCAUCCCUGACUGUCAUUGCUGUAAAGGCUGUGGCCAGUAUGAUAACACUCUCUGCAAAGGGGAAAAUGCAGCUAACUUACCCUGUUUUCUAUAUCAUGAUUGUUUUAAUGGCAACUUCUUGUGCUUUCCAAGUCAAGUUCUUGAAUCAAGCAAUGCAUCUGUAUGAAGCAACAGCAGUUGUGCCCAUUAAUUUUGUAUUCUUCACCAGCAGUGCCAUAAUUUCAGGGGUCAUAUUUUAUCGGGAAUUCCAAAGUGCAACUUUGCUGAACAUGUUCAUGUUUCUGUUCGGGUGUCUCCUAUCUUUCCUUGGUGUAUUUGUAAUUGCAAGAAAUAAAAAAGAGGAGCAUUUACAAAUUUCUUUUAUUGACUGUGGACAUAUUCCUGGACAAAAACUGACAGGCAAAAUACAACCAGAUUCUCACAGUUAACACUAUGGCACUUUGAAUAGUGAAGAUGACUUGGUGAAAAGUCAGAGCUGA
Calypte anna (Anna's hummingbird) is the source of this 1309-nucleotide messenger RNA. RefSeq names its product NIPA like domain containing 2 (gene NIPAL2). Gene Ontology annotation, biological process: magnesium ion transport. The record is from RefSeq and is a predicted model, not a curated record. Lineage: Eukaryota; Metazoa; Chordata; Aves; Apodiformes; Trochilidae. The transcript has 11 exons. Gene Ontology annotation, molecular function: magnesium ion transmembrane transporter activity. Gene Ontology annotation, cellular component: membrane.